AUGUUCCCCAUUUAUCGGCAGAUAUUCCUUCACAGUGCCGCUGCUGCUCGUGCGGAUGCAGGUGCAGCGGCGCAUAAAGGAAGUCUGGUGCUUCCGAGCGGUAAUGGUAGUGUAAAACGAUCACCGGAAGGGAACAACGAUGAUGAAGUGGAUGACGAUGCUAUUAGAAUUCUGGAUGAAAAUUCCACCGUCAAAGAAUAUCCAGUAGGCCAAAAGACAACCGCAGUGAUUAGCAAGAAGAUGCAGACCAGUGGUGCAUCGGAAGCGCCACAUCGUCGAAGUAGAUGGCUCAUGACCUGGUGGAUUUGA
Molecule: messenger RNA, 309 nt
Organism: Gongylonema pulchrum
Lineage: Eukaryota; Metazoa; Nematoda; Chromadorea; Rhabditida; Gongylonematidae
Source: the annotation of a GenBank genome assembly